AACGUAGCUCGUCAUCUUCCACUUAAAUCUUCUGAUUAGCUCCUUGUUGUCUUCGUUUUUCUUGCCUGCCACCAUGGUUGCCGGAUCCAUCACAGAGGUGUGCUCGUCAACUGUUGCCCUUGAGAGGCUGUGGAAGGCUGGUGUCCUUGACGCUGAUAAGUUGAUGCCUCAGAUCGCCCCCCAGUUCAUCUCAAGCAUCGAAGUCCUCGAAGGAGAUGGUGGAGUUGGCACUGUCAGAAAGUAUACCUUCACUGAAGCCGUGAAGGGGCCGGUCAACUUCCUGAAGGAGCGCGUGGAAGCGUUGGACAGCGAGAACAAAAUCUUCGAGUACUCAGUUAUCGAAGGAGGGCUCAUCGGCCUGAGACUAAAGCUGUGUUCAUUUGAGCUCAAGUUUGAGCUUGGAAGUGAUGGCAGCAGUGUCGGGAAGCUCACCUUAAAAUACGAGACCCUCGAUGACACUGAUCUUGGUGAAGAGGAGAAGGGUAUGCUCAUGGAAGGACCCCUGGGGAUAAUGAAGGCUGUGGAAGGAUUUUUGCUUGCAAACCCAGAUGCAUACACUUAAUUAGCUUCUUACGCUGGAAGUAUAUAUAGUACUCUGUAUGUGCUUGUAUAUGAAGAGAUUGCGAGUGCUUGGUCUUGGAGGGGAGCGGUAAUAAGUGAUGUCUUGAUGAGGCAGCCCGAGACAAGGGCCAUGAAUCCCUUAUUUCCUCUGCUAUUCGUGUGUUGUGUUUUUUGCUUAAUUACGUGAGUUCAUAUGGAUGACAUAAUCAGAAGUUUUAGUGGAUAAUAGCAGCUACGAACUUGAGUGUUCCUCUACACUCUUGCAGUUCUAUGUUCAUAAAUCUCUUGGUUUUCA
Molecule: messenger RNA, 856 nt
Organism: Phoenix dactylifera (date palm)
Lineage: Eukaryota; Viridiplantae; Streptophyta; Magnoliopsida; Arecales; Arecaceae
Product: major pollen allergen Aln g 1-like
Biological process (GO): defense response; abscisic acid-activated signaling pathway
Cellular component (GO): nucleus; cytoplasm
Molecular function (GO): protein phosphatase inhibitor activity; abscisic acid binding; signaling receptor activity
Source: RefSeq, a predicted model, not a curated record